AUGGGCGCUAAGCAGUCGCGGGUGGCAAUGUCAGAGCCGACAUCAGAGCUAGGUCUAGAAAAUGUACACGAAGGGGAAACGCAAGCUUCUAUCCGCCUGACACCAGCACUCAUAGCCCAGCUCAACGGCACGCAUGCUGUCUCAAACACAACGAAACAGGCAGUAGACGGCCUCAACCCGCAACAACAGGCGUUCAUUAAGAAGCAGCUACAAAUGGCUUAUGCUAAGGGUGCAGAUGAUUACCGCAAGAAGAUAGAGGUGGAUCUGCAAAAGAAGAAGCAGGAAGCGACAGCUACGCCGAGUCUGGCGCAGCAAGCGCAGUUUGCAAAGGAAAAGGAGGAGCAGGAGAACCAGCGUGUGGAGCAGCUUGUGGCCGAGGUUUACAAGAAAAAGUACCGUGCACCGCUCCGCGACGUACAGUGCUCGCCCGAACGUGAUGCAUGCUUGCAGUGCUAUAGAGAGAAGAAGAGCGACGUUUUGAAAUGCAAGGAAGUGGCCGAUGCCUUUGUUCAAUGCGCUCGGCAAAACACUGAGAAGUUUGUUGGUAAGAACUAA
This is a messenger RNA of Peronospora belbahrii, 555 nucleotides long. The record is from the annotation of a GenBank genome assembly. NCBI's taxonomy places the organism in Eukaryota, Oomycota, Peronosporomycetes, Peronosporales, Peronosporaceae.